AUGGGUGCUUUUCCCUAUGUGAAGAUGACACAAGACGAUGCAAAGUGGAAGCAUGUGGAGUUGCGGAAAGUGCGACGGCUUGGUGGUAGUGGCGCUGUGGUACAUGUUCCAGUGCACUACGGAGAAGCGCCCGGCGCACAACAUGGGAGUCCUACACAAUAUCCAAGUGGGGGGGGACCGAUGGGCAUGUACACGACCUACGAGAAUCCAGUGGAGGGAUGGUGGAGGUUCAGUGGAGAGAUGUCGAGGAGCUCUGGACAUAUGAUGUGCAUCCUCUGCGUGGCGUACAGCCAUCGUCACUCGCCUCUUCUCUGGUUGUGCGUGCGCACACGGGGACGCACGUGCAUUCCCAUUUCAUCAGAGAAAGCACUCCAUGGACCUCGGCCGACCUCGAUGCAGGACAUGAGGGAGCGGUUGGGGAUCCUGGUACGUGUGAUGAAGACAGAGCUGGGUGUGCAGCUGAAUCUACAGCACCACUACGUUGGACAAAGCGUCGGAAACGAAAACGGGAUGGCGGCAGGGAACGCGAUGACACCGGAAGAUGUGGCUUUCGAGCUGGGGCUUGCAGCCAACCAUUGGGCGGGGGAUCAUUCAGGGUGUGGCCAUGGGGGGCGUACAUCUCGUUGCGUGACGGAGAAGUGGGGCAAUGAGACUGCGAUUUACGAGAAAGGCUCGGAGACGCACAAGGCAGUGCAGGAUUGGCUUGCGAAGAGAUGCGGGCCAGACAAGGUGAAAUCGUUCGUCCAUGGUGCGUCUAGUUCCAUAAACGAAUCUUUCCAUUCAGUCAUCCUCAAAUACGCUCCGAAGAGGAUUCGCUUCCGUGGAAGUUUCGAAGCGCGAAUGGCGCUUGCUGUUCUGCACUGGAAUAAUUCCAUGGAUCGGUUAGUGACCGCGUAUCGCACGCGCCAACGACAGGUUACACGGAUUCGCCGUGGCAACAAGGAUCGGAGCUUAACACCAAUGGAUUGGUCAUGGCUUGAUGGCAUAAUGGAGUCGUGGCUCAAAACCUUGAGUGGGGAGGCAGACGAUGAGACGGGCGGGGAGCCGACGAGUCCUAUUCGUCCAGAUGCCACGGAGAGCACCACCAGCGCCCAAGAGGGUUUGGAUCCUACCACGCCUGCACCACCGCAUGAGGAAUACUUACCAAAUAACAAGAUGCCCAUGCAGACCUGGAGUGCUCUUGUUGAGGCGGUAUCCCAGCCACCACUUCAGCUGCAGCAGCCCCCUCCCAUCCCCCUCCCAUCCCCUGGCCAUCCCCCUCCCAUCCCCCUCCCUUCCCCCUCCCAUCCCCCUCCCAUCCCCCUCCCAUCCCCCUCCCAUCCCCCUCCCAUCCCCCUCCCAUCCCCCUCCCAUCCCCCCCCCAUCCCCCUCCCAUCCCCCUCCCAUCCCCCUCCCAUCCCCCUCCCAUCUGUUGAGCUGAGAUAG
Molecule: messenger RNA, 1425 nt
Organism: Closterium sp. Yama58-4
Lineage: Eukaryota; Viridiplantae; Streptophyta; Zygnematophyceae; Desmidiales; Closteriaceae
Source: the annotation of a GenBank genome assembly